Molecule: messenger RNA, 1431 nt
Organism: Necator americanus (New World hookworm)
Lineage: Eukaryota; Metazoa; Nematoda; Chromadorea; Rhabditida; Ancylostomatidae
Exons: 17
Coding region: 1-1431 (476 amino acids)
Biological process (GO): positive regulation of transcription by RNA polymerase II
Cellular component (GO): myosin II complex; cytoplasm; nucleus
Molecular function (GO): calcium ion binding; myosin heavy chain binding; cyclin-dependent protein serine/threonine kinase regulator activity
Source: RefSeq, a predicted model, not a curated record
AUGACCGAAUUCUUCACUCGUGAACAAAUUGAUAACAUUCGAGAAUGUUUCAAUGUGUACAGUCAAGACGGCAUUGUACAUUCUGCUCCACAACUUCGAUGUAUACUUAGAAGUCUUGGUUACUCGCCGACAGCAGCGAAAACUACAGAAUAUUUCAAAAACACCAAGCGACCCAUGGAUUUUGCAUUAUUCCUUGAGAUCGCCAAAGAGGAACACAACAGUGGUGAUGAACUGACUGAAAUAAUAAAAGCGCUCAAAGGAUUGGACAGAGACGGCACUCGAUGCAUUCCCGCUAAGGAACUGCGAUCGAUUUUAUCGUCUAUUGGCGAGCGCAUGAGCCAACAGGAAAUCGAUAAUGUAUUGAAACAUGUUGCUGUUGGAGGCAUGGUUCCGCAUCAGAAGCUCAUCCAUCUCCGGAUAUCCGCUUUUCAGAUCUCUUGCAAGAGCCUUUUUGCCCUAUUUGCCAGAACCCCAAUUAUGGCAGGCAAUUUCUGGCAAAGUUCACAUUAUGACCAGUGGAUAUUCGAAAAGCAAGAAUUAUUACGGAUGCGCAGUGAAGAUCUGAAGAUCUACACCGAAGAAGAAUACCAAAAGUUAAUGAUAUUUUGGGCUAAUUUGAUCCAGACGCUAGCCAUAGAGGGGAUCCAGCAAGGUCAUCCGAAAACACGUAUGCAGGUUAUAGCUACAGCAAUUGUGUAUUUUAAAAGAUUUUAUGCUCGUCGAUCCUACAAAGAUGUGGAUCCGCUUCUUAUUGCCUGUGCUUCUGUUUUUCUCGCAUCAAAGGUUGAAGAACACGGCCUAAUGUCUAUGUCGAAUCUGAUCAAGACGAUUCCAAACUGUUUGAAAAAAUGGCCAAACCUUACCUACGAUGCAUCUUCGAAAAAUAGUGGCCUCUAUGAUGCGGAAUUUAUUCUCGUGGAGAUGUUGGACUGUUGUUUAGUUGUUUAUCACCCGUACAGACCGCUUACAACGAUGUUACAGGAUAUUGCGCGGGAUCCCACUGUUAAGGACUUUCCGCCUUUUGAAGAACAAUGCUGGAAGGUAGCCAACGAUUCUCUUCGUAGCGACUGUUCACUCCUUUUUCCUCCACAUAUCAUAGCUAUUUCUUGCAUUAUAGUAGGAGCUGAACUAAUGAACAGAGAGAAGGACAUCAAGAUGUGGCUACCAGAACUUUCUGUCGACUUUGAGAAAGUCUACGAUUGUGUGAACACACUUUUCGCCAUGUACAAAACGUGGAAAACGUUUGACGAAAAAGAACACCGACUAGUUUUAUUUUCACUCACUUUUGGAUGGGCUGCCCGCUUCUGCGACCGAAUUUUAUUCGAGUAUAACGCUAUUUUAUGCAGGUUGACAAUCAUCCACAAGUUACCACAACAAUCCACCUUUUCUCCCAAUAGAUACCUUCGUUUCGGUUUCUCCACAAAUCCAUAG